GUUAUCCCGUGGUCCCCUAUCACAACUCGAUUGUGCUUAUCAGGCGUUACUUUUUCUUCUCCUUGUUUCCCAUUAACGCCGUCAAAGUUAACGGUUUCCGUCACCGUUUAUUUGCCUCAAAAUCUCAAGAGGUCUCUCUUUUCUUUCCCCUUCUCUCUGUCCUCUUUCUCUCUCUAAGCAUGGAGUGAUUCAAAGCUAAAUCUUUCUAAAGUCGAAUUGGGUGUCAACACUGAGGAAUUAAUAGUGCACAUAAGGGUAAAGAGAUGGGGGAAGACUUGAUUACAAGCUUGUCAAUAGAGAAUUAUAACUUAUCUACAUUCUUGUCAAUGGACUCAAUUGCUACCCCUCAUGAGGAAUCAGAUAGAAAUAGGAAGAUUGUGCUAUCGAGCCCACCGGAUAUUAAUCUCCCUUUAUAUGUGGAACGUAGCCACGAUAUGUUUGAUAUGUUGGAGGUUGGACUUGGACAUCAAAUUAAUGAAUGUGAUGUGCAUGUUGAUUUGCCUAAAGUUGGAGGUAAAUGUGCUAAGAGAUCGGAUAGUGUUUGGGGUGCUUGGUUCUUUUUCACUUUCUACUUCAAGCCUGUUUUGAAGGAGAAAUCUAAGUGCAAAAUUGUUCAAGAUCGUAGUAAGGGGGUGUCUGGAUUUGAUAAGUCUGAUCUCCAACUUGAUGUGUUUUUGGUUCAAAAUGACAUGGAGAAUAUGUACAUGUGGGUUUUCAAGGAGAGGUCUGAAAAUGCGCUGGGUAAGAUGCAGUUGAGGAAUUAUAUGAAUGGCUAUUCUAAAAAGGGCGAGCGUCCAUUUCCGUUUAGCGCUGACAAGGGGUUCAUGCGUUCUCAUAAAAUGCAGGGCAAACAUUAUAGAGGCCUCUCUAAUCCCCAGUGUUUGCAUGGAAUUGAGCUUGUUCCAUUUCCCAAUUUAUCAUCUAUUGAUGAGGAAGACCAGAAGAAAUGGAUGGAACUUACUGGUAGGGAUCUCAAUUUUUCAAUCCCACCCGAAGCCAGAGACUUCAGUUCAUGGCAGAACCUUCCCAACACAGAUUUUGAGCUUCAAAGACCGAUCCAUUCAAAAAAGUUACUUAAUGGUGCUGGUCUUAACUUGUCAACUCAACCAUCAAACCAUGUGAACAACAAUGGUUUAGAGCUCUCAUCUGAUUGUGGUAAGAAAAGGAAAGACUUAUUUACUCAUGGAAGUGAUGAAGAUUGUUCCUUGUCAAUUAACCCCAGUUUAAACACACAUCAAGAUGGAGAACCACGCACUAUCGAACCACCUUGGAUGAAUGAGUUUUCGGGGGUAAUGAAGAACGUGUAUGGGCCAGUUGCUGCUGCAAAAACUCUAUACGAGGACUCAGAAGGAUACGUGAUUAUGAUCACCCUACCUUUCGUCGAUCGUGAAAAGGUGAAAGUUCAUUGGUGGAACAAUAUCGAUCAUGGCAUUAUAAAAAUAACAUCUGUGAGCACGGCAUGCCCCCCAAUCAUGUUGAGGAAUGGUAGAACGUUCAAGCUAACUGAUCCAUUUCCAGAGUUCUGUCCUUGCGGUGAAUUCACAAGGGAAAUUUCACUUCCAACUCGAGUACCCGAUGAUGCAAAACUAGAAGCAUAUUUUGACCAGAGCGGAACAGUGCUAGAAUUAAAAGUUCCCAAAAAAAAUGCCACAACUCCAGAAGUGCAUGAAGUUCCUGUUUGCCUUCGACCUCCAAAUGAGUUUGCGUUGUCGUGAGAUAGGUAUAAGGCAGCCCAGAUAGUUAAUUUCCGUUCUUUUAAAGUUAAGUUUUUAGUGGGAAAUUCAAUCUCUGUUGAAUUGGUAGGCUUUUUUUUGUUUUACUCAACUAAUUGUGUUGGUUUUGCGUCUGUCAUUUUGGGAGCUCUACAUUAUAGCUUUUUAGUCUAAAGGGGAUGUGCUUUUGGCCAGCAGUUAGAAUCCUGUAACGUCAGUCUGACUUUAGAUCAACUAAUCAGCUAAGGCCCUCAUAUCAGAUGAUACCAACUUAUGUGGAUCCUUUGCUGCUACUCUAUUAAGACUGUCCUAUAGCACUGUUGAGUCGCCUAUGAUGUGAUGCAGAGCGAGCAUGUUACUAAUGUAAGUGGACAUAUAUGUAGCCCAUUUUUAAUGAAUCAAGUCUAUAGGAAAAAGAAAUGCAUAUCUUUUGUGGUCUGAAUUACAAUGAGCCAUUAUGUUCUGUAGCACUGCUAAAUAUGUUAUCAGUGCAAGUGGAUACAAAUGUAAAAUGAAUCAGAAUUGAAUACCAGCUUAUUUCAGAAGGGCCAAUUUCUUUUUGCUUU
Molecule: messenger RNA, 2278 nt
Organism: Lycium barbarum (goji berry)
Lineage: Eukaryota; Viridiplantae; Streptophyta; Magnoliopsida; Solanales; Solanaceae
Exons: 2
Coding region: 264-1715 (483 amino acids)
Source: RefSeq, a predicted model, not a curated record